Eutrema salsugineum is the source of this 2333-nucleotide messenger RNA. RefSeq names its product probable galacturonosyltransferase 5. The record is from RefSeq and is a predicted model, not a curated record. The coding region runs from base 325 to 2151 and encodes 608 amino acids. Lineage: Eukaryota; Viridiplantae; Streptophyta; Magnoliopsida; Brassicales; Brassicaceae. Gene Ontology annotation, molecular function: polygalacturonate 4-alpha-galacturonosyltransferase activity. The transcript is spliced from 9 exons.
GUUUAUUUUUAUUUUAUUUUCUGUAUUAAGUAAAAAAAAAAAAAAAGAGCAGAAGUCCCCGAACAUGCACGAGGAAGCUCUGAAUCACCGGAGAUGAAAGCGUAGAGUAUAAAGACUCUCGCAUUAGAAGGCCACCAAUUGCGGAAGGAUCUCGAAGCCCUAAGCUGUUCAUCGUUUCAUUCAUUGAUUGCUUGUUAAUCAAGCAGGGAAUCUCCGAGAUCUGUGUCUCUCCCCUCUGGGAUGUGCUUCUUCUUCUUCGUGGAGAACGAUUAAAGGGACACAAGUAUAAUAUAUGAAGAGCUAUCUGAGAAGUUUCGUACAUUGAUGAAUCAAUUUCGUCGUCGGCGGAGGAUAUUGAUCCUCUCGCUGCUAUUGUUAUCCGUUUUCGCUCCGAUUGUUUUCGUUUCGAAUCGGCUCAAGAGCAUCACUUCCGUUGAUAGAGGAGAAUUUAUUGAAGAGGUAUCCGACAUUAGAUAUAAGCCGAAUGAUCUUAGACUUACGGCUAUUGAACAGGAAGAAGAAGGCUUCAAGGAGUCUAAAAGAAUUCUACAUGAUCAGGAGUUAAAUCCUGUUGUUUGGUCUACUUCUUCUGAUAAACCUCCUGAUGCUUUGCAGUAUAUUGAGGGAGACAAAACAACUGCUCUUUCAGAAACUGGAAACAAUCUCCAAACCAAUGAGGAACGAGCAGUAGUUUCACAGCAAACCACAGUAAGCUCUAAUGCAGGGGAGGAACUUUCAGCAAAAGAUAUUCAACUUAAUCAUAAAACUGAAUUUCGACCCCCUUUAGCUAAGAGUGAAAAGAAUACAAGGGUUCAGCUUGAAAGAGCAACAAAUGAGAAGGUAAAGGAGAUCCGCGACAAAAUAAUCCAAGCAAAAGCCUAUCUUAAUUUGGCCCUACCUGGGAAUAAUUCCCAGAUAGUGAAGGAGUUGAGAGUUCGAACAAAAGAGCUGGAACGGGCUGUCGGUGAUGCCACCAAAGAUAAGCAUUUGUCAAAGAGCUCUCCUCAAAGAUUGAAGGCCAUGGAACUUGCUUUAUUCAAGGUCAGUCGUGUCUUUCACAACUGCCCUGCCAUUGCUACCAAACUCCAUGCCAUGACUUAUAAAUCCGAAGAGCAAGCUCGGGCGCAGAAGAAGCAAGCAGCACAUUUAAUGCAGCUUGCAGCAAGGACUACCCCAAAAGGGCUUCACUGCCUCUCAAUGCGGUUGACAACAGAAUACUUUACCCUGGAUCAUGAAAAAAAGGAGCUUUUGCAACAAAGUUAUAACAAUCCUGAUCUCUACCAUUAUGUUGUCUUUUCUGACAAUGUUUUGGCCUGUGCGGUUGUUGUUAACUCUACAAUUUCCUCGGCGAAGGACCCGGGAAAAAUAGUAUUCCAUGUGGUGACGGAUUCACUCAAUUACCCAUCAAUCUCAAUGUGGUUUAUAUUAAACCCAGACAGCAGAGCUACAGUCCAAAUCCUAAACGUUGAUGACAUGAAUGUCCUGCCUUUGGACCAUGCUCAGUUGCUGAUGAAGCAAAAUUCAAGUGACCCACGACUCAUUUCAUCUCUCAACCAUGCACGGUUCUAUCUCCCAGAUAUUUUCCCAGGUCUGAACAAGAUCGUAUUAUUCGACCAUGAUGUAGUUGUUCAGAGAGACCUUAGCAGACUGUGGAGCCUUGAUAUGAAGGGGAAAGUUGUAGGAGCUGUAGAGACUUGUCUCGAAAAUGAACCUUCAUUUCAUUCGAUGGACACAUUCAUAAAUUUCUCAGAUGCAUGGGUUGCUCAGAGACUUGAUCCCAAGGCUUGCACUUGGGCAUUCGGGAUGAAUCUAUUCGACCUUGCAGAAUGGAGAAGACAAGACUUGACAUCUGUAUACCUGAAAUACUUCGACCUGGGAGUAAAAAGAAAUCUGUGGAAAGCAGGGAGCUUGCCAAUAGGUUGGUUGACUUUCUUGGGGCAAAUGUUACCAUUGGAGAAGAGAUGGAAUGUGGUUGGGUUAGGUCACGAAUCAGGAGUCAAAGCAAGCGACAUCGAACAAGCAGCGGUUAUACACUACGACGGGAUCAUGAAACCGUGGCUUGAUAUCGGGAUAGACAAAUACAAACGGUACUGGAACAUACAUGUAGCUUACCAUCACCCAUACUUACAACGGUGCAACAUUCACGAUUGAUUCUUUUUUUCACAAAACAAAAUUCCACAAAGCUUUAGGUUCAAUUCGAUUCUUUUCUUCUUUGUCAUUGUUAUAAUUAGCUUCAUUCUUUUUUACGAUAUCUCUUGUGUAAAUCUUUUGUUAUUUUUUGAAUACACCACACCAAUUUUUCUCAAGAGCUUUCAGUUAAAAGAAACAGAGAG